AUGGCACCUCAUAGAUAUAAUGAGCCAGGGGUCGUAGAGACUUCGGAAACUGAGCUCAUAUCGGGAACUGAGUCUCAGUCGUCUGACCAGAGCCACAUUCGAAAGCAAUAUACUGAUACUUCAGUAUCCUUGGAAAGAUUUUUUGAUCAGUUGUCGGAAGAGGUCAAAGGAAGUCAAUCAGACAAAUUAAAGGCAGAUGAUUUGGAGGAAGUAAAGGCAUCUUUAUCAAGACUACCUAAAAUUGAAUCAAAUUUGGAAAGGAACUUAGAGAAAAGAGUCUCCCAGAAUGAUAGCACCAAAAGUAUCCUAAAGCUUCAUGAUCCUAUUCAGCUUAAGGUUCCCAAGAAGAAACAGGAACAAGACGCGGGAGACAAAUGGUUCAACAUUAAGGAGCCUGAGAUCACGCCCAGUAUGAAAAGAGACCUAACUCUUAUUAAACAAAGAGGAGCAUUAGAUCCAAAGAGGCAUUAUAAAAAAGACAAAAUGGAAAUUUCAAAAUUUUUUCAAAUGGGAACCAUUAUUGAAGGCAACACAGAGUUCUAUUCGUCAAGGUUAUCUAAUAAAGAUAGGGGAAACAAUUUGGUGGAGGAGAUAUUGAAUGAUGAUGACUCCAAGAAGUAUUUCAAGAGGAAAUACUCAGAAAUACAACAGAACAAAACAAGCGGUGGUAAGGCUCAUUACAAGAAAUUAAGAGACAAGAGAAAGAAGUUUUGA
Molecule: messenger RNA, 714 nt
Organism: Priceomyces carsonii
Lineage: Eukaryota; Fungi; Ascomycota; Pichiomycetes; Serinales; Debaryomycetaceae
Exons: 1
Coding region: 1-714 (237 amino acids)
Biological process (GO): RNA processing
Cellular component (GO): nucleolus
Molecular function (GO): RNA binding
Source: RefSeq, a predicted model, not a curated record